AUGGAAGGCGUGCUACCUUCGCAACCCUGGCUGUCGCCGAUGUCGUGUGUGAAGGUGCCUUGUCUUUCACCUUCCACGCACCAACCUGGGAAGGUUCCUUUCUACGACUUUCCCCGUCAUAGCGGUUUAGUCUCGGCCGACGAUGUAGCCAGCCUCGCGCGCAAUUUUCCCACCAUCUCCUCCUUAGCAUCAUUCAUGCAGUCCUGGCUCUUCUUUGAGUUACUUUCAGCUUUCCUUGGUCAGCCCGUGAGCCGCAGCGAUCUUGUCACUGAUGGAUUCAUCAACCUUGAUCAGGAGGCUGUCCAUGGCCAUUUCUGGCGGUGGAAAAAGAUGCUCUGGAGGGCAUCCAAUGCCCAGAGACGAGAGGCUCAGCACGCCGCCCAAGACAUGAUCCACUACGCACUGUUAAAAGGCGAUUUAUUCGAGGAAGCUGCAGAUUCUUUUGGGCGGAGAGACGACGGGUUCGAUCGUGUCGCCCUGUCUGUCAAGCUGCUGGCUUGCUUGCUGAUUGCGGUUUUGGACGACACCUACGUCAAAUCCUCUGGCGUCUUGACUCGUUGGAUCCACACUGCUUUCGGUAGAGCAACGUUCGGUAUGGUGAAGGUUGCGAAUGUUCUGGAUCCUUUGCACCGCGGCCUCAACAAUCCCAAGCUUAGCUUUGUCGACGACUAUUUCUCCGAAAUGAGCCUCAGCAAUGCCACAAAAGACGUAUACGGAUAUGAAGCGAGGUUUGUCCCACUUCACCCAAGUGAGCCAGACAGCGGACGCGCCGCCAGUCUACUGAUCCGUCUCCUGGAGCGCAAUGGAUGGUGCCCGUACCGAGCCCGCCAAGUGUGCCAGUCUUACGAUUAUAUGACAGUGAACAAUUUGGCUGGAUUGAUACGAAAUCGAUCUUCUGUCGAGGAUCAUGGACGAUGCCUGGAAACGCGGAGGUGCACUGCUCACGACGUUGAAAUCAAGCCGACCAGUACGUAUCCGUUUCGACAUGAAUGCGAUGGCAACUGCGAAUUCGUCCGUGUCCCUUAUGAAGAAAUCGCCAACAUCGUACGAUCUGGAGGGAUACCCGUCAUCUCGUGCAGCAUUGAAGGUCCACUUGAUGUCAAGAUCGUUCGGUGCACAGCUCAGACGGCUUACACGGCUAUAUCGCACGUCUGGUCUGACGGCCUUGGCAAUCCGAACGAGAACGCUCUGCCACUCUGCCAACUGCUCUGGCUGCGAGAGAAAAUCCGUCAAACUUACAUUGAGAAAUACCCCAGCCCGCUCAACGAGGAUGGGCCCAUGACGACGAGGUGGACGAUCAUACAUCGGUGGGAAAUCUCACACGUGCUACGACCCGACUGGCUUGAAACACCGUUCGGCGCAAAUAGGAUUUUCUUCUGGAUGGAUACCCUUUGUAUCCCGGUCAGUCUCGGGUCGCAGAAAAGCGUGGAUAACAGAGAACUGCGAUUCCGCGCCAUUAAGCAGAUCGCACCUAUCUUUUCUGGAGCCAUAAAUACUCUCAUACUCGACAGGGGGCUGCAGGAUACUACCAGCCUAGUUCCCCAUCGGGCGUACCAGGUCUGUGGAGACGAGUUGGCCACCCUCAUUCUUGGCUCUAAGUGGAUGGAGAGGGGCUGGACGCUGGAAGAGGGCUGUCUUGCUCGGAGUUGUGUAUUGCAGCUGAUGGGAAUGCCAUACUACUUGACACCAUCACUAGCAAAUCGGAUCCCCAAAAUAGAGCGUCAUCAUUCACCCUUGGCCAGGGUUUUUGUUCAGAGCCGACGGUCAAUGGUGAUGCUUCUAAAGACGGCCUUGUUGGAGGAUAGGAAACGAAUCCCUUUCGACGUAGGGCUUUGUAGAGCAAGCCGCCUUGCCGAGGCGCUGCUCCUGCCCCAGUUUGUCUGGGCGUGGAACUCUCUCGUCAACCGAUCAACCACGAAGCCCCAGGAUGGUGUCCUCAUUCUAGCAAAUCUACUUGAUCUCAAUGUCUAUCCGCUGAGGCUCCUCUCCGGAGAAGAGAGGCUGAUGGCGGUCAUUCAGAGUUGCAAUGAGCUGCCCCUGUCGCUCAUGUACAAUACGGGCAGGAGGGUGCACAUCGAAGGACACCCAGAGUUAGGAUGGAUCCCUAAGGACAUCUCCGGUAACUGUCUCACAGUUGGAGCGGCUAUUCGAAAACUUAAAACCCGGAAAACAAAUGACAGGGUCGCGUUCUCCGUUGAACGAAGCGAAAGAUAUCGACAAUCUGUCCUAAUUGUGGCUACAAAACUAGGUCAGUGCAUUCCUCGCUCGGCGGAGAUUUUCCGAGUGCAGAUUCCCAUGGGCAAUGACAGUGGCACUGAGACUCAAGAAUAUAUCAUCGAGAUACAAGAUACCACUCCUUCGCCUCAAAUUCAAGAGUCUCAUAACACUGGCCGUGAGGCCAAUACAGACUUUCUCGGAACCUGCAUGGUAAUAGACUUAACAUAUGGGACGCAGCGGGCAAGGGGAUUCGCUGCCCGAGGGGUACGCUUCUUGGUCCAUGCCCGAAGUCGAAUGCACAUGGACCUGAGCUAUGACGCACCUUUGAUCGCGCGGACACCGAAACAAUGGUGGUACCACCGCCGAGAGUUGUGGAGUCCCCUUUCGUUAUUCGUUAUGGAGAGUGUACCUCUCCGUAAGAGACUAAUCAUUAAAUACGGUAAGAAAUUCUCCUCCCACUCUCACAGCCCCAAUACCCCCGUCUAUAACCACAGACCCUUGGAGGCUGGAAGCAUCGCAUGUUAA
Molecule: messenger RNA, 2742 nt
Organism: Rhinocladiella mackenziei CBS 650.93
Lineage: Eukaryota; Fungi; Ascomycota; Eurotiomycetes; Chaetothyriales; Herpotrichiellaceae
Exons: 1
Coding region: 1-2742 (913 amino acids)
Source: RefSeq, a predicted model, not a curated record